Glycine soja is the source of this 470-nucleotide messenger RNA. RefSeq names its product synaptonemal complex protein ZEP1-like. The transcript has 5 exons. Lineage: Eukaryota; Viridiplantae; Streptophyta; Magnoliopsida; Fabales; Fabaceae. The record is from RefSeq and is a predicted model, not a curated record. Bases 8 to 307 code for a protein of 99 amino acids.
GCUGGAUAUGAUUGUAAAUUCAUUUGCUCAUAUGAUAUCAACUAAGCCUGUUGAUCGAUAUACAAGACCAGAAUUUACAGAGAAUGGGCCGUUGGCAAUUGAUUCUAAACAGGCUAUUAAUCAUAUUAAGAGGAAGUAUGAGUUGGAGAAUAUGGAAAUUGUGAACAAGGAAAAAGAAAAGGCUGACAAAGCCAUUGCAGAAAUUGAGGCAAAGUGUGGCCAAAAAAUUGAAGAAUGCAAAGAAGAACAAAGGCAGCAGUUGAUGCGCAUUGAAGAUGAACACACGUUGCUCAGAUCAAAGCAUUGAGGUGUGAACUUGAAGAUGAGUGUCAGAAGCUGGAAGAGGAGUUGCAUCUUCAAAAAUCCAAAGAAGACAGGCAAAGGGCUUUGUUGCAGUUGCAGUUGAAAGUGAUGAGUGACAAGCCCAAAGAGGACCAAGAAGUGAAUUCAAAACAGGUUUACUUGUGUUU